This is a messenger RNA of Monodelphis domestica (gray short-tailed opossum), 2031 nucleotides long. RefSeq names its product elongator acetyltransferase complex subunit 6 (gene ELP6). The record is from RefSeq and is a predicted model, not a curated record. Gene Ontology annotation, biological process: tRNA wobble uridine modification. Gene Ontology annotation, cellular component: elongator holoenzyme complex. Lineage: Eukaryota; Metazoa; Chordata; Mammalia; Didelphimorphia; Didelphidae.
CGCAUUGAACGAAUCCUGUCUCAGACUCCAGCGAACCUUAGAGAAAUCACAUCUUUCUCCACAGCCUGUUUUCUCAUCUGUAAAAUGGGGAUAAUAAUAGCAUCUGCCUCACAUGGUUGCCGUGAGGAUCAAGGAAGAUAAUCUAUGCAGCUUUACAGAGCGGUAUCGGGGCUAGCUAUAUUUUGCCAGAAUUAAAAAUUUUUGAAUCAACAUCCACUAAAGAUUGGUCUCUACAGAUGUCUUUGAUUUAUCCUUUCCUGGCUUGAAUAUUUGAAUGCUACACGGUCUCAAAAACAGGGCUGGUAGAAAGAUCUUUUCUCAAUUUUUACAAGGGGUCAGUAGGGCAUGCAUUUCCGGGGAAGGCAAGUGCGUACGCAUGCGCAGUCUCCUCACGUAGUAAUAAGGGAAAUGAGGGUGUGUGUUAAGGCCUCGUUUCAGGGCGUCUCUUGAAGUCUCUUCUGCUUCUCAUACCUCUACUUUACACACUCGCAGCCCACCGUCUGCGGUCGCCAAGGCUCGGGAUGUUCCCCGAGCUUAAUAACUUGUUGAAUGUCAGCCCUGACAAGCCAGAGCAGGGGAAAUUCACUCUACUCUGUGAUGCCAAGACAGAUGGAGGCUUCCUGGUACACCACUUUCUUUCUUUUUACCUAAAAGCUAAUUGCAAAGUUUGCUUUGUGGCCCUUCUGCAGUCCUUCAGUCAUUAUAACAUCGUAGGUCAAAAACUGGGAGUCAAUCUAAUUGCUGCCCGAGAUCGCGGGCAGCUGGUAUUCUUUGAAGGCCUGAAGUCCACUGUUGAAGUCCUCUUUGGGUCAAAGGAACAGCCAAACACUCUCAAGUUUAUCAGGGAGUCCAGCUCAGACCUGAAGUCGUUAUAUGAGUUUGUUCAGAAAGCUCUUACUCCCUCAGGUGAUGGCAGUGCUACUUCAUGGAAGUUCCCAGUGCUUUUGGUGGAUGACCUGAGUGUCCUGCUCAGUUUGGGUGUUGAAGCAGUGGCUGUUCUGGACUUCAUCCAGUAUUGUCGAGCCACUGUCUGCUGCCAGCUGAAGGGAAAUGUGGUGGCUUUAGUGCAUGACAGUGACCAGACAGAGGAUGAGGAGAAUGCAAUGCUCAUGAAUGCUCUUGGUCACCAAAGCAGCUUGAUCCUCCGGGCUGAGGGAUUGGUCACUGGAUUCUGCAAGGAUGUUCACGGGCAGUUGAAAAUCCUUCGGAGGGGACUGCUUCAGCCCAAGAGUGAGCAAACUCGGAGCCUCAUUUAUCAAUACAAAAUACAAGACAAAAGUGUGACCUUCUUUGCCAGAGGACUGUCUCCUGCUGUGCUGUGACUUGAUCUUUGGACUGUGGAAAGUGACAUCCUGACUUUUCUCAUUUGGGAGAAAAGGCCAUUCCAUAAAUGGACCUUUCCCAGCUUUGUCUUAGGCUGAUCAGACAAGCAUGGCUACUUUAGAUGUUGUUCUUGUGGUCUGCGUGAGAAAAAAACUCCACAUCCCCCUCUCCCCCAUGACACCCACAACAGCCUAGCAUCCCUCAUGUCCCCUGGUAUUAGCCUAAACAAUGUGCAAUGUUGUGAUGGAGGGAGGAAGGAAUGAGUUGAACUUAAAAGGGGAACACUGGAAGGAAAGCUCUUUGGAUUUCUGUGUUUUGGAACUAUAAAGGGGUCCACUUUGCUAAAUGGAGAUGCUAGAUCAGGGUAGUCUUUCUUAAAGAAUGGUCUCUUUCCUUUCUCCUCAUUCACCCUUUCUUUUCUGUUAAUCAACCAUUAAAAAUCUAUGGCCAGACUCCCCAUUUUUAAUCUUAACAGGUCAAAGCUCAGGGCAGCUUAUGGCAGGACUGCCAAACACGUUUCCUGCUUCUCCAAUUCACCAGAGUUCUUAGUUCAUGUAUGAAAAACUCCCAAGAAAUGUCCAUCCCAUCUCUACUGACUGUGGGAAACUGAGCCUAGAUUCUAGUUGGGUCUUGUAUAGAAAUAUACUACAUAAUGGGCUGACCUCAUGGUGUAUGUGUGUUAUUUCUUUAAUAAAACUUUAAAUACUU